Messenger RNA from Pocillopora damicornis (cauliflower coral), 3640 nucleotides. Its product is annotated as tuberin. Lineage: Eukaryota; Metazoa; Cnidaria; Anthozoa; Scleractinia; Pocilloporidae. Gene Ontology annotation, molecular function: GTPase activator activity. Gene Ontology annotation, biological process: negative regulation of TOR signaling; negative regulation of Wnt signaling pathway; negative regulation of phosphatidylinositol 3-kinase/protein kinase B signal transduction. The record is from RefSeq and is a predicted model, not a curated record. Gene Ontology annotation, cellular component: cytoplasm; TSC1-TSC2 complex; nucleus.
UUCAACAGACUUGGUAUUUUAAGGGCUCAUUUCUUCUCUGUUGUGGUUAAUCACAAGAUUCCUGAGGACAUCACACCCAGGUUGGAAUUACUGCAAGCAUUGAGUGAUAAUGGGAAAGACAUUUCAUACUUUGAGGAAAGGACUGGUCCUUUUCUGUUAUCUUGGAUGCCAGAAGUGAUGCAAAAAGGCAGAAUGAUUUUUUUCAUGCCUCUUCUUAUCAAUGUAAUUCACUACAACUCAAGUUUCCUUGAUGAGGAUAUCAUCUCUGGCAUUGUCAGGCAAACCUGUCAUCUUUCAAGAACAACUAAAGAGGAAGGAGAAGUUGAGCUGUGCCUGUGUUUGCUGGAUGCUGUGGUCCGUUACAGUUGUCUGCCGUCCAAUACAUUGUUUGAGUUCAUAGCCACAGCCUGCCGGGCUGUUAACAUCGAAAAGUUUUGUCAGCGCAGCUGGAAGAUAAUGAGAAAUUUGCUUGGAACUCAUCUGGGUCACAGUGGAGUGUACACCAUGUGUAAUGUUUUGGAAGACAGUGACAACAGAAGCGACGCCAUGCUGUUAAGAGGCUCUGUGUUCUUCAUUGGAAUGUGUCUGUGGGGGUCACAGCGAGUGCCAAACCUCAAGUACUCCAGUUCCACUGUUUUACCUUCUAUGCUACAGGCUUUGUCGUGCCAUCUCAGCUUGGUGGCCCUGGAAGUGACCCUCUCCCUACAGAGACUUGUGAAGAAGUAUGGUCAAGAACUUCAUGUUGUGGCCUGGGAUGCGGUGUUAGAUAUCAUUGAAGCUCUGCAACAAGAGAUCGAGGAAAUUAGCCCGCCCGAUAAUGUCCUGAUUGAAAAUCUUCACAUCCUGUUGUUCAAUGUAGAAGAUCUCUACGAGAGUGGAAAGUUUAAUGGGCCUGAAGAAAGGUUCUUUGCUUUGCUGGAGAAGAGUGCUGGAAUGUUACCUGAUCGUUCUCUUCAAAUCUUGAUUUCAUACAAAGCCCAGUCAGUGCAUCCUGCUCACGUUGGAUGGCUCGUGAAUCUUCACGAUCUUAUGGAAAAAUACUUCAGGUAUGAAAUCCGCACAAGUGUAAGAGUGAAAGCGCUGACUGUCCUUUCAUCGGUGCUUACAUCAUAUGGCCACUGGUAUGAGGAAGAGUUGUUGGAGCAUGCAGUGUUACCAUACCUUAUUCACAUUCCUGAAGACCAAGAUGUAACAGUACGCAAUGUAGCUGUGCAGAUAUUGCUGGACUUGUGUCAGAUGUCAGACUCUCAGAAGUGUCAAGACUUCUUGGACAUAAUCGAGAAGGUCAUCAGUAGGCACGUGGAGCUGCAAGGAAAGAGUCCUCCACUAGAACAGCAGGAACAGAUGCUGCAAGAGGAAAAAGAACUAAAGGAUGUGAAGACAGCGGUCAGCGGACUGGUCGAAGUGUUUAAGCUCAAGUUGUUUCGUUUACCGCAUGGUCACGCUGUACGGACAUUUGAAUUGCUGGUCUCUCACGUGAAGGCGCACUAUAACCAUUGUUACAGUACUUACAUUGCAAGUGUCAUCAGGAACUUGUGACUCUGACACAAAAACGUCGUCAUCGUCACAUCUUGCUUUGAUAUCUUACUCUGACGUGUUUCAAGCCAUUUUGAACUGCUUGCAGUAUGAGUGGGACUGGACAGUACUGGAGCAUGUUUUGAGUGGACUACCGGAGGUCCUACAAAAUAAGAGCCUUAUUCUAUCAGCUAAUCCCGCGUUAAAUACCAUGACGUCAGUACUGUGCAAUAUGGUUUCGGAACCUUCUUUCAUCCUGGAUCUUCGUCGUGUUCCUCCCGGUGUCGGGAGAGUAGGACUUCAGGCUUUGAUUUUUCCAGUUUUAUCGGUUCUUGCCACAUACCACUCCAACCUGGACAGGGGACGGCAGUUCGAGUUGGUGAGGACUUUGGAGCUGGGUUUAGUGACCAAGUGUGCUGUCUUAUGUGUCUCUUCACUCACCCUGUGCACCAUGGAAAUGCAAGCAGUUAUGAAAAGUCUUCUUCCAGCUCUUUUAGUGCGGUUGACUCAGAUCUCCGCAACUGUUGCCAUGGCAGCACCCAUGCUGGAGUUCCUUUCAGGUCUUGUUCAUCUUCCACAUCUGUACGCCAGUUUUCAAGACAGUCAGUACAAGAGCGUAUUCGCCAUUAGCCUCCCUUACACUGAUCCUUUCAAAUAUUCUCAGUACACCAUAACGCUUGCUUAUCACGUGAUUGCUGCGUGGUUUAUUCGAUCACGUGUGGCGUAUCGCAAAGCAUUUGUGGGAUUCGUGAGUAAGGGUCUCAAAUCAAGUGCUAUAAUUCCGGACCGUUAUGAACCCAAACCAGACAGCCCCUCUCUAGCAACGACCAAAUCUCGCACUGGAAACUCUACAAAUCAGCCCUCGCCCCAGAUUCAUAAUCGGUCAAGUUCGCCCGUAGUUCACAAGGAGACUGAAACGGCGUGUGAGCUACAUGCUGAAAUGAGUGAAGUUUGUAUGGACAUGAUGGCCAGAUACACGUUUGCUCCGUGUAUGUCACAGCCAAACAGGACCAAAGCGGUGGAGUUGAUGCUAGCCAAUGGUCAUUCUCGUACUUGGAUGAUCGGUAAUACAAUAGUAACCAUAACCACCUCAGGUACUUAUAUCGGCCAGGAUGGUAAUUGCGACAACUGCCUGGCUCUGAGACAAAGAACAGUAAAUAUGUCACCAAAGGAAAGCGCAAAAACAGAGAGGAAUGUCAAACAGAAGAUCACCGCGGUAGAUGUUACGACAGAAGAUUCUCAUAUCCAGUCUCCCGACGAAAAAGGUCAUGGCACGUUUACGAGUCAUGGAACUGGGACUCAGACUCCCGCGGGCGCUGAUGAAUCUUCGAAGCCUGAGGUGAAGUCAGAGUUUCAUAGCGGCGCACUAUCAGACCGGCGGCUCAGUGGACAGUUUGUUGCUAUCAAUCCACAAAACUGUCGAUGUGUUUGCCAAGGCUGGGCUGAAAUCUUUAUCCGUCGGCCCAGCGGAAACAUCUCUUGGAUCAUGCGCAUUCAGAAUAGGGCUACGUCAUGGUUGGAGAGUGACGUCAGUACUGCCCUUAUAGAUGACCCUCAGAUCGACGAAUUUUCUUCCCCACCCUGUGAAAUGCGAGGAGAGGUCCUGAGUACCAGUACUGAAAGUGGCUCUGUUAUUAUUGACGUGGUGAGGCAAAGUAAUCCUCCAGAGGGGGUAGGAGCUGCUUUUCAUGAUACAGCCCGUGGGGAGUCACUCGCUCGUUCCGGCUGGCAACAUGGCAGCACAGAUGGCGACAAAGAUGCUGAUGUACCUCAGCUGAAUUCAGUGCUCAUUUAUUCACAAAGCGCUAGCACGGCCACUCCGCCAAGCACACCAGCGGGGUCUGUAGAUUCUGAGCUCUUCGAAGGAAGAGAAAGGCUCUUAAGUAGGAGCCCCAGUAAAGGACCUCAUGUUUUUACGGUACGCCGGGUUUGAACAGUUGUUUUGGUUUACACUUUGAUGAUAUCUAAAAGUUUUGAAACUUUAGGCUUGAACCAAACUUAAGCUACUUGGUGAAAAUGGUGCCAACAGAGUCUUUAAAGAGUCUUGUUGUGUUUAAAUUCUUUUAAAAUUGGCUCAUGCAAAGAAACCUGAAGGUAUGAUCAGUCAGAACACAAAAGAAUAGCU